AUGAAGAAUGAGGAAAUUUACGUCAAUUCACGAAAUGUUCAAAAUGCACAAAAUGCACAAAAUGGAGAUCCAUCCUUAAAAACGGAGGUGGAAGACGAUAAGGAUGAUACGAACAUGAGCGUAGUUCGAUACGAUUAUCUCGGUAAGGCAGACAUGAAUGGAAGUUACGAUGCGGAAGAUGUGAAGAGCAAAAACUUCGAUGAAGACAGCAGCCUUAACAACAAGCUAAUAUCCACAAUAGAAAGUGAAAAUCACCUGAACGAGGAAUACAAAUAUGGAUACGAUAAUGAAGUUUUGGCUAGCCAGGAAAUGCAAGCCAUUUCAAAAAUUAUGAAAAGUAAAAAUAUGACUUGUGUGCAAAAUGUUUCCCCUGAGAAUAAUUGGGAGGAUAGCAAUAUGCUGCCAAUGGAGGGAGACGAAUCGGUGGGCAUUAAUCAGAGUGGAAGUUUUCAAAGUGCAAACAAUUUAAACACAGAAGAUAAGCUAAACAGUAGCGGCAUGGAGAAGGCGGGCGAUUACAUGUAUGGCAUGAAGAGCGAUAGUGAUGAUAGAAGCGGUAGCAAAAGUUUCGAAGAUGAUGAAAUUCAUGGAGAGAAGAGUAAAACGGGUUCUUCCCACCCAUUGGAGGAGGUCAAUAUGGACGGGGAGGGAAGACAGCACACCUACUUCAGUACCCAACGUGGUCAUGCUUACGAUGAAUUAGCUUCAAAUGGGGAUUAUGGAAAGAUGCAGUAUAAAGAAAUGAAGGAGGUUGGGAAGGAGUACCUCCAUUUUGAUAAACGAGAGAAAGAUGAUGAGCGGGAUGGGAGUGGCUGUAGGGGGGUCGACGCCCAUUUUGAUGCGGUAGAGUCGGAUAUAAAUUUUUACGACCAGGGGGUGGGCAGAAGUGAGGUUAGAAGUGAGGGCAAAUUUGAGCAGGAAAUUUCAGACGCAGUGCCCCCUCCCAAAAGUGAACAGGGUGAAAAAAAGAGUCUCCCAAAUUUCGAAUCGAAUGCGGUUAAGACAAACGGUCCAGCAGGAAUUAUUGCCGAAGAGAAUGCAACAGACACGCAGGUGCACAAUGAGCGCAGUGAUGAUAGUCUAAGUGGCGCACCUUGUGAAAACGAUCCACAUGGUGCAGAUAAAAAUGGCAAUGGGGAGGAAGCUCUAGGUGGUGCUACGUGGGGGGAUCGACAAGCGAAAACAAACGUAGACGCUGCUGCUGUGGAGAAAGGAAGUGACCGCAUAAAGGGGAAUCAGCCGAAUGAGGGGGAUCCUCCUACGAGUCAGCAAAAUGACAACGGGGGAAGCGCAACUAGAAAGGAGGGCACCGUCGAAAGUGAUAGCGGUGAGCAGAACGAAGGUGCAGAUGACGCAACGGGCGAAGAGUUCCCAAGCAGUGAACAAAAAGUAGGUCACGAGAAGAGCGUGAAAAAUUGCGCCAAUGAAAAGGGCACACAGGGUGGAGAGAAUUACGGAGAGAUGACUGGCGAAGAUGCGCUGGUGGGGAAAACCAUUCGUAGUGCCAUUCCGAGCGGAGGAAGUAAUACGGAAGAGUUUUACAACGGCGUGAGCGUUGCUGCUCCGGCGAACGUGACGCGGAUGAAGGUCUCCAGCGAUGAUGCAGCGCAGGAGGGGGAGCGCGACUCGAACGUGACGACUGUGAAUAGCCCCCCGAAGGAGGGCAGCGCUGUAGGCGGCGGAGUAGGCGAUGGCGGAAGCGGUGGUAUCGUCCAUGGAGAUGGUACCACCAAGCAGGAGCAGAACGGAACGAGAGGCCCCAGUGCGGAACCUCUGAAGAGUAAGGACCACCCGAGCGAUUUCAAAGUGACCAAGUUGAGCCACACGAACGGGAAGGACAACAAGGAUGGUCUUUACUCCUACAUGAAGGCAAGCAACGCCAUGGAUGACACGAUCAAUAGCACGAUAAGUGAUAAUGCAAAUGAAUACGAAUUGGUGGAGGAUGGCAGUGAAGUGAAAAACGAAAAGGAGGACCCCAAAAUUGAGUCCGAAAAUGUCCAAAUGGAAAGCGCCUACCAGAUAGUGCCCAAUAAUAAUAAAAGGAGAAGAGACAGUUUCACCAACGAAGAAGUGAACAAGGAAAGAAAAUUGAACGACCAGAAUGAAUCCCCCUAUGCAUCCCCUGAGGAGAAUGUAAAUAAGACCUUCACCGAACAUGCACAUGGCGAAUCGUAUGGAGAACAGAAGGGGGAGAAGGUAACCUACGAAAGUUGUGGCAAAGGCCAACCAUAUGUUAACCCCCAACAAGGGAAUCAAAACAAACAAGGGGAAAUUUUUUUAAGUUAUUCAAAGGAGAACCUUGGGGGGGUUAUCCCCGUGAACAAGGAUAACAUGACCACUGAUUCUUCAUAUGAUAAUGGAAAGUCCUUUACCAUGUAUAGCUCAUUUGAUAAGUCAAAUGUAGUGGGAAAAGUUGUUCAGGGAAGCGUAGACACGAAUGGUGCAUAUGUGCCAACGCACCCACAACCCAGUGGUGAGGAUUCAAACCCGAACUGUAAAGCGAAUAUAACCCAUAAUGUUAAUGACGCCCAAAUUGAGCAUAACGCGGAUGGCUAUUCUCAGCAUAUUCAGGUGGCAGCCAAAAGUGUGAAGGACAACUGUAAUGAAUAUGCAGAUGUGGACAACGAAAAUAAUAACCUGUCCGAUGAUGGCAAAAAUUCUAGUGAUGAUAAUUUGGAGAAGAAGGACUCAAAUCAGUUUGAUGUAAAUGAUAAGAAGAAGACUAAAGCGGACAGUGAGACGUUAUUGCCAAUAGCCAAUAUUAGCAGAAUUAUGAAAAGAAUUUUGCCGGCGUCUGCUAAGGUGGCCAAGGAAAGCAAAGACAUAAUACGCGAGUGCGUCACGGAGUUUAUACAGUUCCUGACCAGCGAGGUGAGAGCGGCCAGCGACAGGUGCCUCAGGGAGAGGAGAAAGACCAUCAGCGGCGAGGACAUUUUGUUUUCCAUGGAGAAAUUGGGAUUUAACGACUACGUUGAACCUCUUUAUGAGUACCUCACCAAGUGGAAGCAGCUCAAAGGGAUGAACAACUCCAACUGCCAUGAGAAGAAAAGCGAAGGUUCGAAGGCCCCGCUUGAGGAAAACGCCACAAUGAAGAAGAGCCUAAGCGACGUUAACAUGAACAACAAUGCAAUUAUGGGCAAGGGAGCAGACAAUGUCAUCUUGACGAAAGACACCUAA
Messenger RNA from Plasmodium vivax (malaria parasite P. vivax), 3177 nucleotides. RefSeq names its product CCAAT-box DNA binding protein subunit B, putative. Bases 1 to 3177 code for a protein of 1058 amino acids. Gene Ontology annotation, cellular component: CCAAT-binding factor complex. The record is from RefSeq and is a predicted model, not a curated record. The transcript has 4 exons. Gene Ontology annotation, molecular function: protein heterodimerization activity; DNA-binding transcription activator activity, RNA polymerase II-specific; RNA polymerase II cis-regulatory region sequence-specific DNA binding. Gene Ontology annotation, biological process: regulation of transcription by RNA polymerase II. Lineage: Eukaryota; Apicomplexa; Aconoidasida; Haemosporida; Plasmodiidae.